AUGCUAGCUGAUACUAUUGAAAAACUUAGGAGCUCACAAAAGUCUACACAGGAAAUGCUCCGACCAAUUCCAGUUGCGUUGGCAUCAUGCACCCGGUUCUUUGAAGCUAUGUCUGCAAUGAGAGAAACGUUUGCCACACUUAAACAAUUGCGUGUUGGUUCUUCAUUGCCCACCACACCUCCCAGGCGUUCUUCUCAAGGGGUGGUAGGAGACUCUGACUGUGGCACUCCACCUCCUUGGAGAGAGGAACCAAGCUUGGAUGGGAUGGUUAUCAGAAACCACACGAGGCAAGAGGAAGAAGAUGAGACUAGUGAGGGAGGUGACCCUCAUGAGAUUGAUAGCAUGAGCCAGAGGAGGUUAUCUUGGCCUCCUUCAGUCGAGAAGACUUAUGUAAUCAAUUAG
Messenger RNA from Telopea speciosissima, 402 nucleotides. Its product is annotated as AUGMIN subunit 2-like. The transcript is spliced from 3 exons. NCBI's taxonomy places the organism in Eukaryota, Viridiplantae, Streptophyta, Magnoliopsida, Proteales, Proteaceae. Gene Ontology annotation, cellular component: mitotic spindle microtubule. The coding region runs from base 1 to 402 and encodes 133 amino acids. Gene Ontology annotation, biological process: spindle assembly; microtubule nucleation; microtubule organizing center organization. The record is from RefSeq and is a predicted model, not a curated record.